AUGCUGUCACGGGCACGGAAAAAGUGCGAACAGGAAAACGGUAAACCUCUCGCCAGUGAAUCUACCAAACCAAACGCUAACUUCGGACGUGGACACGAGAAGAAUUUGGAGCAAAGGAGCGAACAGCUCCUGUUAGGAAGUAUCAACGCUUCUAUAUCAUUACCAUUGAAGAGCACAUUCACAAAGACACAGAACCAACGAGCGAAACCCGAAUCUUCAGAAGACUACACUGUGAGAUCAUCUUUACAACAAACAUUGACAUUUAUAGCGGAAGGAGAAAGAAAUACACCAAAGGCACCGAUCACAUUCCAAGACUCACAGUUUCUUCCUACAGUGCAUAUCAAGCCGCCUUCGGAUCCCAACUCCCCUGGCGAAAAUGGCACGGCAGUCCACCUUACAAAUUUGACCGAAGCCGAGAAAAACCUGCGAAAUGAACUGUUAGAGAAAUACGGACUGGACGAGUUCGUCAGUCGGAAGAUAUCCUUACACAGGAGACUACCGUACUCACGACCUGAGAGCUGCCGGACACAGACCUACCUGUCGAACCUGCCUACUGUGAGCAUCAUUGUAGUGUUACAUAACGAGGCCGUGUCUGUACUGAAGCGAACCCUGCACAGUAUUCUGGACAACACGCCGUCAGCUCUUCUACAGGAAGUUCUGCUGAUAGACGACUUUAGCAACAACGUCGAUCUCGGAUGGGAUCUGGAGGACUACAUCUCACGCCUGCCCAAAAUCAGACUGGUGCGGACCCGGCGGCGGGAGGGCCUGACCCGGGCACGAAUCCGGGCCGCACACGUGGCGUCUGGAGCCGUGCUGGUCUUCCUGGACGCUCACGUGGAGUGUAACACGGGGUGGCUGGAGCCUCUGGUGGACAGGAUAGCCCGAGAUAGGAAGACAGUCGUUUCUCCCGGCAUAGACUGGAUCCAUGGAGACACUUUUGGAUUAGAUUAUGGCACCUUCACUCAUCGGGUCACGUGGGGCUGGAGCCUCGGUUUCGGGUUCGACCAUGCGCAUGACCAAAGAUGGGUCAAACUCCCUGCGCAUGAGCAGGUCAAACCCGUGAGAACGCCGAUGCUGUUAGGAGGACUUUUCGCGAUAGAUCGUGAGUUCUUCCGUGAGCUUGGGAUGUACGAUCCUGGAUUGGAGUAUUGGGGUGGAGAACACUUCGAAAUUUCAUUCAAGGUGUGGAUGUGUGGUGGAUCAAUAGAAACUCUCGCCUGUUCUCGCGUGGGUCACGUGUGGGGUUCCAGGAAGACUUACAGCACCGGAAACAGGACGAUAGACUAUUGGACACAGAGGAACAACAUGCGGGUAGCGGAGGUCUGGAUGGACAACUACAAAGAACACUUCUAUAUUCGACAACCUCACCUGAGGAAGCCACAAACUUAA
This is a messenger RNA of Branchiostoma floridae (Florida lancelet), 1389 nucleotides long. Its product is annotated as polypeptide N-acetylgalactosaminyltransferase 4-like. The coding region runs from base 1 to 1389 and encodes 462 amino acids. The record is from RefSeq and is a predicted model, not a curated record. The transcript is spliced from 7 exons. NCBI's taxonomy places the organism in Eukaryota, Metazoa, Chordata, Leptocardii, Amphioxiformes, Branchiostomatidae. Gene Ontology annotation, cellular component: Golgi apparatus.